This is a messenger RNA of Alnus glutinosa, 6222 nucleotides long. Its product is annotated as trans-Golgi network-localized SYP41-interacting protein 1. The record is from RefSeq and is a predicted model, not a curated record. The transcript is spliced from 8 exons. The coding region runs from base 398 to 5893 and encodes 1831 amino acids. NCBI's taxonomy places the organism in Eukaryota, Viridiplantae, Streptophyta, Magnoliopsida, Fagales, Betulaceae.
CGACACCGCAGCAUCGAUCCCUGUGUUACCUGCAAAAAGUUUCCGUUUUUCACCGUUGCCUACUUGGCUUGCGUUAGCUCUGGACAGACAACGGUCGCGUCUAACACGUACCAACAACAAAAGAACAGUAACGCCUCCGCUCUGUGCAGAUUUUUAAUCCCAAGCCUCCAAAGUCGUCCGAUUUGAAUCGAACCCAAAUCGCGAUCUCUCCGAUCACCGUUGGUUCUACGGAGAAAAACGGCGCUGUUUUCCUCGUUCACAGCUCAAAUACACCCCCAAUCUAUCAGCAUCAAUUCCUAGGGUUUCGUUUUCUAGAUUCACUGCGCUGGCAUCGAAUCCUUGAUUUUCAGAUCUGGUUUUGGUUGAGGAGGGCGCAAUUCGAUUAUGAGCGAUUGAAAUGGCUGAGAACCAGAGCUCAGAGCAAGUACUGCAAGAUUCUGGGUCCGAGAGCAACUCGGAUCCUACUGAAGCAUUGGAUUCGGAGCAUAACCAUGCAGUCUGGGUACCCGAAGGACAAAACGGGCACGUCCAUUCACCGUUUGACCAGGAAUCAGAAUCCUCGCCGCCGAUGGAGGAUCAGGUCGAGCACGAUGUCGGGGAUGCGUUGAAAGAGGACAUGUUCGUUGACUGCCCAGACGAGUUGGCUGUGGCGAAUGCUGAUCAUAGGGAAGCAACAGUGGCGAUGGGGACCGAAGAGGGUUCUGAGGAGCAGAACGGCGUGGACGAGAGUGGAGCUCAUGAAAGCAUUGCAAAGGAAUACAUGGAAGAGAAGGAGUUGUUUGCUAGAGAGGUUGCUGGGCUUCAUCACCAGCUUAAAUUGUUGCUGGGUGAGGAAGAUGGUUUUGUGGGUGAUGCUCCUUUGCUUGAAAUGGUGAAGGACUGCUCAGAGUUUGUGAGAACUGUCUCGGAAGAGCGGUUGCGGAAUGAGGUGAAGAUGAGAGAGCUUCAUGCUGAGAUUGAAGGUCUCAAUGCAAGGGUUAGUGAGCUUUCAAUGUCAAAUGAUGUCGUAGCGUCUUACUUGGGCUCGGCUCGGAAUGAAAAAGAUCAGGGCAUCGAGGAAGUUGUGAACAGGAUGUUGGAUGCUCUAGGCUUGGUAGGUUGUCAAGAAGAAGCAUUUGAUGGUUAUGGUAGUGGGAAGAUAAUUCAGGUUGAGAAAAGCACCUUGUUGUUAAUUGACAGAGUAGGACAACUAGAAGAUGAAAAUAGGAAAUUGGUGGAACAAAUUGAGAAAGACAAAGAAAUGGUUGAAAGGGUGAAUGCGAAACUUGCGAACACGAAAAUGGAACUUGAGCAGGAGAAGGUUAGAUGUGCUAAUACCAAAGAGAAGCUAACUAUGGCUGUGACAAAAGGGAAGGCAUUGGUACAGCAUAGGGACUCAUUGAAGCAGUCUCUGGCUGAGAAAAUAAGUGAGCUCGAGAAAUGUUUAAGUGAAUUGCGAGAGAAGUCAAGUGCAUUGGAGGCUGCUGAACUAGGUAAGGGGGAGUUGGUCAGAAGUCAAAAUUUGGUGGCGUAUCUGCAGGAAACCCUAUUGCAAAGGGAUUCCAUUCUCGAAAUGGUUGAAGAAAUUUUGUCUCAAACCGGUGUACCUGAGGAACUUCAAUCAAUGGAUAUCAUUGAGAGAUUUAGAUGGCUUGUGGAAGAGAGAAAUGUCCUGAAGGGUGUUUCACUGGAAUUCCAAAACUUGAAAGAUGUUUUUUCCUCAAUUGAUCUACCGGAAACUGUUUCAUCAUCUGACUUGGAAGCUCGAGUGGGUUGGCUUAAGGAAUCAUUUUACCGGGCCAAGGAUGAAAUAAAUACUUUGCAGGAUGAAAUUGCUAAAUCAAGGGAAGCUGCUCAUAAGGAGAUUGACCGUCUAAGUGCUUCACUUUCGGCAGCAUUACAGGAGAGGGAUUAUCUUCAAACAGAGUUGUCUGAUAUGAUGAGCAAAUACGAAAAGAUUGUUGAAAAAGAGCAUCAAGUUUUGUUAGAGAAGAACAGCUUAAGUGCUUCACUUUCGGCAGAAUUAGAGGAAAAGGAUUCACUUCGAACGGAGUUGUCUGAUAUGAUGAGCAAAUACGAAAAGAUUGUUGAGAAAGAGCUACAAGUUUCAAUGGAGAAGGAUCAGAUAGUGAGUAUGUUACUUGAGGUUUCUGGAAUCGAAAUGGGUAAUGACGGGGUCUAUCAGACCUCCUCUGACCAUUCUGCGAUCAUUCAAAGAUGCUUUGAGAAGAUAAAAGAACAGAGCAGUGCCUCUUCAGAUUCUUCCCAUGUUAACGAAGAAUUGUUUGAAAGAGCUCUAAGUCAUUUGUAUGUAAGGGAUCAAGAGUUGAUGCUGUGUGACACAUUACUUGAAGAAGAGAUGAUGCUGAGGUCAGAGGUGGAUAAGCUGUCGAAUGAGUUAAAGUUGGUAUAUGAAGAACUUGUAGCUUUGAAAGAGGAACAGGGCUCUCUACAGAAAGAUCUUGGAAAGUCAGAAGAGAAGUCUACUCUCCUGAGGGAGAAGUUAUCCAUGGCAGUUAAGAAAGGUAAGGGACUAGUUCAAGAUCGGGAGAACUUGAAAAACCUUCUGGAGGAAAAGAACUCAGAAAUCGAGAAGUUCAAGCUUGAGUUACAGCAGCAAGAAUCUGCAGUUGCUGACUGCAGGGACCAGAUCAACAGAUUGUCUACUGAUGUAGAGCGCAUCCCAGAGUUGGAGGCUGAUCUUGUUGCUAUGAAAGAUCAACGGGAUCAACUUGAGCAAUUCUUAUUGGAGAGAAAUAAAUCGCUUCAGAGAGUGGUUGAAUCUAUUGAGGGCAUUGUUCUUCCUGUUGAAUCAGUUUUUGAAGACCCAGUAGGAAAGGUGAACUGGCUUUCUGGGUACGUUAAUGAAUGCCUGGAUGCUAAGACAUGUGCAGAGCAAGAGUUAGGGAAGGUAAAAGAGAAUGCUAGUACUCUGGCUAGUAAGCUGGCAGAAGCCCAAGCAGCUGUGAGAUCGCUGGAAGAUGCUUUGUCAGAUGCAGAGAAUAAUAUUUCUCGACUUGCUGAAGAAAAAAGGGAAAUAGAAGUUGGUAAGACAAAUGAUGAACAAGACUUAAAGAAAGCAAUAGAAGAAGCCCAAGCAACUGUGAGAUCGCUGGAAGAUGCUUUGUCAGUUGCAGAGAAUAAUAUUUCCCGACUUGCUGAAGAAAAAAGGGAAAUAGAAGUUGGCAAGACAAAUGAUGAACAAGACUUAAAGAAAGCAAUAGAAGAAGCCCAAGCAACUGUGAGAUCGCUGGAAGAUGCUUUGUCAGUUGCAGAGAAUAAUAUUUCCCGACUUGCUGAAGAAAAAAGGGAAAUAGAAGUUGGUAAGACAAAUGUUGAACAAGAGUUACAGAAAGCAAUAGAAGAAGCUUGUUCCCAGACUAGCAAGUUUGUUGAGGCUUGUGCAGCUACGAAGUCACUUGAAGAGGCGUUGUCUCUAGCAGAAAAUAAUGUGUCUGUGCUCUUCAAAGAGAGAGAAGAGGCUCAAGUAAGUAGAGCUGAUGCAGAGAUGGAGCUAGAGAAAGAGAAAGAGGAAGUUGCUAUUCAGACCAGCAAACUAACAGAAGCCUACAAAACUAUAAAGUCACUUGAAGAUUCACUAUCUCAGGUAGAGACCAAUGUUGCUUUGCUGACUGAGCAAAAUAAUGGUUUACAAGUGGGUAGAACCAAUUUAGAGAAUGAGCUAAAGAAGCUGCGAGAGGAAGCUGGGUCCCAGGCUGACAAGCUUGUAGAUGCAUAUGCAACUAUAAAAUCACUGGAAGAUACGCUGUUGAGGGCAGAGAAUGAUAUUUCGGUACUUGAAGGUGCAAAGAAAAAUGCUGAAGAGGAGGUCUUGUCACUUAAUUCCAAGUUAAGUGCAGCCCUGGAAGAGUUGGCUGGAACCAGUGGCAGCUUAGAGAGCAGAUCUGUAGAGCUCGCUGGACACUAUAAUGAUCUUCAAGUAAUUAUGAAAGAUGACACUCUGUUAUCCAAAGCGAAAGAAUGCUUCGAGAAGAAAUUUGAGAGCUUGAAAAAUAUGGAUCUCAUUCUUAAAAACAUAAGGGACCGUUUCGUUGACAUGGAUUUAGAAGAGCUGCAAAGUCAGCAUUUCAUGGAGGAUAAUUCAUAUGUUACGAAACCUUUCUCAGAUAACCUUGACAAUAAUAUUGUUAAUGUUGAAAUCGAUAACAGCUGGGUUAGUGCUUCAAGUGGUGAUAAUAUAUCUUCACAUUUUAGAAAGUCUGUGGAAGGAUUCCAGUUGAAGAACAAAUUUCUUGCUGAUAAGUUUGAAGGUUUCUCAUCUUUAGUGGAUGAGUUUAUUGCAGCUUUGUUGAGAAAAUUACAGGCAGUAGAGGAUGGAGCAGUAGUUAUAGUUGAGCACAUUGAAUCUUUGAAACAAAAAACAAAGAAUCUAGAAAUGUAUAAACAGGAACAGGAGACUACUAUAAGCAUGUUAGAAGAUGAUGUUAAGACUUUAUUGUCUGUUUGUACCGAUGCUACAAGAGGACUUAGCUAUGUUCCUGAGCCUGAGAGUUUGAACCAUAGUUUGUUCCUGGAAAUGAGAGAAAGUGAUAGAGGUGCCACAAUAGUGCAGCAGCAAGGGGUUGAUGGCAGAAAACAUCUUGAAGCUGCAGACAAGUUGUUAUUUGCUACUAGAAAAGUUCAAGCUCUGAUUAAACAGUUUGAGAGCACAAGUAAUAAGGCAGCUGCUACAAUUGAAGAAUUGCAGAAUAAAUUGAAGGAAAGCAGAAAAGGUUUUGAAAAAGCUGUGGAAGAAAAGGAUCUAAACCAAAAUAUGGUUUCCAAGUUGGAGACUGAUGUAGAAGCAUUACAAAAUUCAUGCAGUGAGCUGAGGCUUAAACUAGAGGAUUAUCAAACCAAAGAGGACAAGUUGAAGGAAAGAGAGGCGGAAGUUUCCUCUUUGUACAAUACUUUGUCAAUGAAAGAACAAGAGGCAGAAGUCCCCCUCCUGUCAGCAUCACAAGUGAAAACACUCUUUGACAAAAUUAAAGAAAUUGAAAUCCCUAUAGCAGAGUCAGAAGUAGGAGAUGUGGAGCCCCAUAAUUCAGCUCAUGUAAAGAAGCUCUUUAACAUCAUUGAUAGUGUUACUGAAUUGUGGCAACAAGUAAACUUAUUAUCUCAUGACAAAGAAGAGCUAGAGUCGACCCUUACAACACAGGUUCUUGAAAUUGAGCAUCUGGAGGAGGAAGUUGAAAAACACAUUAGAGGCAAAGAAGAUUCUGAAAAAAUGAAGAAUGAAUUGUCUGAGCUCACAUUUGGUUUGGAGAACAUUAUAGGUAUGUUCAGAGGUAGAGAUCUAGAGGACCAAAAAUUUGCUGGAGUGAAGGGACUUUUGUCGGUUUUAGAAAAGCAGGUCAUGGACAUGCUUUUGGAAUCUGAAAAUUCAAAAUCAAAAGCUCAGGAACUUGGCACAGAGUUGCUCGCAAGCCAAAAGGCUGUAGAUGAAUUGUCAAUCAAAGUUAAAUUACUUGAAGAUUCAGUUCAAGGUAGGAGUGCUCAACCAGAGAUUGUUCAGGAAAGGAACAUCUUUGAAGCACCGUCAUUGCCUAUGGGGUCAGAGAUAUCUGAAAUUGAAGAUGUGGGCUCAGUUGGACAGAAUUCAGUAUCUCCUGUCCCCCCAGCUGCUCAUGUGCGAACUCUGAGAAAGGGUUCAACUGACCACCUGGCAAUCAACAUUGACUCAGAAUCUGAACGUUUGAUCAACAAUGAGGGAACUGAUGAGGACAAAGGUCAUGUAUUCAAGUCUCUGAACACAUCAGGUCUCAUUCCAAAACAAGGAAAGUUGAUGGCAGAUCGAAUUGAUGGAAUUUGGGUUUCUGGUGGUCGAGUUUUGAUGAGUCGUCCCCGAGCAAGGCUAGGCCUUGUAGCUUAUUGCCUCCUCUUGCAUAUUUGGCUUUUGGGAACCAUUUUGUAGCGAAGUCUGUGAUCGUCUCUACGCUGGACCACACCACAACAUUUAUCCUUUGCCUCCGCAAAUUGUAUCAUAGGGUAGUCAUUUUUUCCCCAUUCUUUAUGACCGGUUAACAUGUUUAUAUACAUGGUUCCAUCACCAUAAUGGUUCUCUGCAAUCAUUUUUUAGGGUUCCAGGGAAUCCAAGCCUUGUAGCUUGAAUAGAAUGUGCCCACUUCAAUUACUUCUUUUGUUCCGUUGGAAUUUUGAGCUGUGGUACAGUAGAUGAACAUGAAAUCCAAGUAGUAACAUACAUUUUAUUCUAAAUAAACUAGUUUGCAUUCUUUUUUAAUA